Molecule: messenger RNA, 1407 nt
Organism: Chironomus riparius
Lineage: Eukaryota; Metazoa; Arthropoda; Insecta; Diptera; Chironomidae
Source: the annotation of a GenBank genome assembly
AUGGCAAGUUCUGCUAUUAUUUUUGCGAUUUUUCCGAUUGCUUCAGUUUCACAUAAUGCAGUCUAUGGAGCAUUGGCAGAUGAGCUUGUUGCUCGUGGUCAUCGACUGACAAUAAUCACGACAACGCCGAAAUAUAAGAAAACUAAUCCAAAUGUUGUGGAAAUUGACUUUAGUUUCUUGUAUGAAGUUAUGGGAAAAUUAAUAGAUUUCAAUAAAUGGAAAGAAGCUCAACUUGACGAAAUAGCAAUGCUAAGAAUAUGGAUCGACGUGCUGGAUGAUUACUUUGAAAAACAGUUCGAGCAUCCAAAAAUCAAGGAAAUGAUUAAAAUAAGGAAAAAUUCAAGUUUGAUGCAACUACAUGGCAAUGUCUUCAAUCCAAUUCUUCAUCCUGAUUAUAUUUUUCCAUUUUUUGAGGAUUUAAGUUUCUUUCAACGUCUCCGCGUUGUGCGUUUUCAUGUCUACUACAUGCUGUACUAUAAGCAUGUUAAUAAUCGAAUUUUUGAUAAGCUUAUCAAGCGUCACUUCGGUGAGAUAAGAUUCCCAGUUGAUCAAUUGAAUGCACUUGGUGAGGUCUUGCUGGUUAAUGUUCAUCCAACAUUGGGACAUGUCAGGCCAGUUCUACCAACAACUGUGCAACUUGGAUUCAUGCACAUUAAGGAACCAAAAGGGAUUGUUGAAGAGAAAGUUAAGCAGUUUUUGGAUUCAUCAUCAGGACCAAUUAUCUACAUGUCAUUUGGUUCCAUGGUCAAAUCAUCACAGAUUAGUGAAGCUACUUUGAAAGUGUUUAAAGAAGCUUUUGGUGAACUUCCAUAUGAUGUAAUGUGGAAAUACGAAAAUGAGGAAAUGGAAGGCAAACCAGAAAAUGUUUUCGUAUAUCCUUGGUUCCCUCAAGCUGAUCUAUUAGCACAUGAGAGAGUUAAGUUGUUCAUUACUCAAGGAGGUACGUUUCUUGGCUUCAUUAGUCAACAAUCAAUGGAAGAGUCAAUUGAUCGAGAAGUUCCACUUAUCGUCAUUCCAUUUGCUUUUGAUCAAAGUGCCAACGCAUUAAGAGUCCAAAAGCUUGGCAUUGGAAUUCUAUUGGACAUCACAACAAUCAAUAAAGAGAAAUUGAAAGCAGCAAUUGAAGAAAUAAUAACUGGCGACUAUGAAAAGAAUGUCAAGAAGCUCCGUGAAAUUGUUCGUGAAACACCAAUGAAGCCUGUCGAUAAAGCAGCAUGGUGGGUUGAGUAUGUCAUCAGACAUAAUAGAAUUAAGCAUUUGGACUACGCUGGUCGACAUGUGCCUUCUUGGAAGUAUUUGAUGCUUGAUUUUAUUGCGAUUGUUGUGUUAGGAUUUUAUGUUUUGAUUAAGGAAUCAAUAAAAUUAGUGAAGAUGUUGUUCAAGAAAAAUAAGGGGAAAGUGGACUAA